AAACAUUUUCAUUUUUUUUCAUUUGUCAAGCAAACUUUUACUGUGAUCGAGCCCAAGAAAGAUUAUAGGUGUUCUUGCUGAUGUCCUGUUCCUCGACUGACGCUGUGUUCUCCUGCAGAUUCUGAUUGAAAAUGGCUCAACCGGUGAAUGCUGCUGCGCCAUCCACCGAUGCUCCAGCAGACGAAGGCACAAUGACUGAUGACCAGCGCUUCCUCUUGACCAUCAUUUUUGGAAUAUACUUCGGGCCUCAUCUUAAAGGGGAAAUGCCGCCCCACAAGUCGGCAAUGCAGAGAGUAACCAAUAGAUUGCCACAGUACACUCCCGAUCAGCUGGCUGGGUCCAAGAUGACAGUGGCCCAAAUGAUGCACGUGUAUUAUUACAUUCUCAGAAAGGCCAGUCAAUCAGUUGUAGUGUCCCCAACUUUGUUGCUUAAGUUUUUUUGCAACACCGUUCUGGCCAAAGUCCUUGGUCCUAGUAGCAAAUACCCUCGCUUCAUCGAACUCUUUCCGAAUGACCUACACCCUUGCUCGUUUGUCGAGGAGCAUAUGGUGAUAGACAAUGUCGUGUUCAUUGAUAACCCGAGCACCUCUUACCUCAGAGAAGAGGUUGUUGCAAGGUUUAAGAGUUUGACUGGGCUGCAGGAGUUCCUUCUGGAGAAGGAUGCUGCCAAGCUACCCAUUUAUGUCACCGACAAGGCGUUCUAUGAAGUGGUAGCACGAGAGGAACGUUCAGACGGACAAUCGAGUUGUUUCGUUCCUCCUCAUGGUUCUCACGGAAGAAAACGCAUGAGUAACGUGGCUCUCAAUGUGAUACCUCUUCGAAUGAUUCCAAAUGAAGGCUCAUCCUCCUCGAAGUCAUCAGGGUUCUCCGGAGAAUGCAACACCAACUUCAAGGCUCAACUUGAUGCUAAGUUGGUAUUUUCUCCGCUCAGUGGUGGUGCUGCCACUGCCAGCAGUGCUGGAGUCGGAGUGGUUGGGAAUGCGGACAUGGGGCUUACAGGAUCCACCACCUGGCGUGUGAACCUUGUGGAUUCCAAAGACUGUUACCUGUUCCAGGUGUCACUUGCAGGGGUCAGAAGAGAUCAAACAUUUAGUUGUGAAUAUGAUACGGAUGGUGAGGUCUUGGUUGAAGGGGAGAUAGGUGGGAAUGUGGCUGAGAGCAGAACAGGAGACCUUCAUCCACCUGGACACUUCUCUCUCUCUUUUCAGCUUCCUGGUCACGUCGAUCCCAUGCGGUCCAACUGCUACUUUGGCUCAGAUGGGAUCUUCGAAGGAGUUGUAAAGAAGCUGAUUGACAACCAAUGA
Molecule: messenger RNA, 1304 nt
Organism: Syzygium oleosum
Lineage: Eukaryota; Viridiplantae; Streptophyta; Magnoliopsida; Myrtales; Myrtaceae
Product: increased DNA methylation 2-like
Exons: 2
Coding region: 132-1304 (390 amino acids)
Cellular component (GO): nucleus
Source: RefSeq, a predicted model, not a curated record